CAAACGGGUUUUUUUUUCUUCUUUUAGUUGUUUGCCUUCUUUUUAUCUUCCCUCGUCAAAUUUGUUCCUUUUGAAUCGCACACUUCAAUUGCAACUUUCUGGAAGUGCCUGCAAGUCAUUUUUGUUCUAAUAGAUAAAUCACACCGCGGCAUUCAACAGGGUUUCCAUCUGCAGGAAGAAGAAGGAGGGUCGGCGCGUCCCUGCCCUCUGCAUCCAGCUGUCCCCUCACUCCGCAGCUGCAGAGCGCCACAUUUACAAUGGCUGCAGCCGCAGGCAGGACGCUUCUGGCGCUAUUCUUUACGUUUUGCGCUCCACAAUGCGGAUGGGCAGCAGAAAAAACUGUGCGGCCUCAAAGCGGGAAGCACACAGCUGCAGACAAAGUCUUCAGGGAGAGCUGGGAGCCUUCGAUCCAUCUGGAUGGAAGACCCGUGGACCGCUUCGUCUUCAACUCCAACAAACCCAGCAGAUCCCAUCGCUUCACUAAAGUGAACAAAGAGAGCCGUCCACAUUCAGUGGAGGAUGUAGACCCAGAGUGGAUCAAUCUGGACGGAUUUGCUGUGUUGAGUCAUGCACCUGUGAACAACUCAUCAGCAGGUUUUGUCAGGACCGCAGUCAGAAGCAACUCUGCUGUAGGACGGAAGACCAGGGUGGAUAGAACCACUCAGCCUGCAGGUGCUGCCUUCACCAGGACACACAUGAGGGCGCCUCAGUCCUCCUCGGGCCCAAGACAGCCUGAGAAAGCUUUGCCAGGAACCCCGCUGUUAGAAAGAAGACGCCAGCAGCGAACCAAGCCUCAGGCUGACCAGAGAAACCGACAAGCACAAAAACUCACAUCUGAGUCCGUUCAUGUGGUGUCACUGCAGGCACAGAAGGCCCUUGGGCAGAGUCUACCCAACAAUGGAGCAGCUACAGCCAAAACUUCCCCACCAGAGCCUCCUGAAUAUGAGGCCCAGGACAUCAGUGUCAGGGUCAUGUCUGCAAAGUCAGUCCUCAUCUCCUGGGUUGACCCUGCCGUUGAAAUGAGAAAAGUUGACCCCGGGGCAUCCAGAUCAUACACAGUCAGGUUCAGGGAGAAGGGGGAAUCAGCACGCUGGGAGUACAAGGAAAGCAACCAGAGAAGAAUAAUGAUCGACACCCUGUCCGCUGACGGCAUGUACGAGUUCUCUGUCAGAAUCUCUCAAGGAGAAAAACAGGGCAAAUGGAGCGUUUCAGUAUUUCAGCGGACUCCUGAAUCGGCACCAUCUGGGCCACCUGAAAAUUUUGAAGUCAAGCCACUAAGAGGAAAAGGAACUGCUGUGAUUUCAACUUGGGAUCCUCCAGAAGAACCAAAUGGAAGGAUAAGAGAGUAUAUUUUGUCCUAUGCCCCUGCUAUUAAACCAUUCGGGAUGAAAACCAUAACAUAUCGGGAGGGCACCACCAAAGCCACCAUUGAUGGCCUAACACCAGGAGAGCGUUAUAUUUUCAAGAUCAGAGCCACCAACAGGAGAGGAAUGGGACCACAGAGCAAGGCCUUCAGUGUUGCCAUGCCACGGUCCAGCGGUACUGCCUCUUCGCUUUCAAAACCAAAGGACACUCAGACAACUAGUAAAACUAUAAUCGAACAGGAUAUUAAUAAAAAAUCCGACCUCGAGCCCACAGAGGUGCCCGAGGGUCCAAUUACAACCCCAAAGCCACACAAUACCAACAGACGUCUACGUCCACUUUCCCAGACACGCUCUUAUCACAGUAUCUUCUCCUCUAUCAGGGGUUCAGUCAGGAAUACAGCAAACAGAGGCUCAGCAAGAGGAGCAGAGAGAGAACAUGAAGAACAAGUAGAUGACAAAAAACCCACAACACCAUCUCCUGUAGCAGAAACAACUACAGCUGUGCCAGAGAUAAAAGAGCUGGACAACAAUGUCUCCCCUCUAUCUGAGGAGGAAGUUGAUUACAAUGUUGAGCCCCUCACUACAGAAACACCCAGCCUGAAGGUUUUGACACCGUCCCCAACCAAAUCUGCAUUUAAGCGUCCUUAUCGACCAAAUAGAAGGCCAAUCAAGAUCAGGGUCCACCAAAAAACUGGAUCUAAAAGUACUUCUUCUGUGUCGUCCUCUGAUUCAUCUUCUUCAUCUUCAUCAUCUUCAACUUCAUCCUCAUCAUCCUCUGCAACAUCCCCAGUUUCCUCCACUUCUGAAAACUCAUUUUCUUCUUCCUCCAGAUCAUCAUUGUCACACACUUCAUUAUUGCCUUCCUCACAUAUUCCAGAAUCAGAACCAAGUAAAAAGGACAACAUUGAGUCAACAAACCAUGAGACCGCAAAAAUACAUCAAAAACCCAACCUAACUUCAACUAGAAACAGUUUAACACAUGGCAAGCCCUUGAUCGUUGUCAAUUCACAGGAGACAGAGUCUACACUGACAGAUACUAGCUCUUCCGUGGCAGAGCGCAGCAGUAACACUGGCUCUCGUUUUGGUUCAAGAUAUGGUUAUGGACGACGACAGCCCGGAUCUUUCUUUCGAGGGAAUUCAACUCGAUUGCUAAAUGGCAAUAAACCAGUUGUGACCACUCAGUUUCAUCUUCCAAGCCGAAGUAAUAAUCAGGUGAUAUCAAAUACAGGUAGUUCAGAUAAAACCCAGUCUACAUUAACAGAAAGAAGUCAGAACCAUGAAACCUCAAAUCCUUCUGAUCCAAAAUCAUCCAAGUCAACUUCAAGAAGCACACUGGAAAGUCAAACAACAUCAGACUCAUCAGUUUUUGAUAAAUCACAGCCCGCAUCAGAGUCAAGGUCUCAUGGCUCUAAACUUUCACAAAACAGUCAAGCAUCCACAUCACAUAGUAGUCCAAUCCACAAUUUGAAUACAGAUAUAUCAGGUUCUUCUCAAUCAGUAUCACAAAGACAUAGUUCUUCAACUUCACAAAACAACAAAAACUCACGGGGUUCAGACACAUCAUCUAAUCGAGACAUUUCUCUCAGCAAGAGAACUGAAAACACUGAUUACAAUAAUAAAGAUGAUAUAGAAAGUAAAGCUGAGGGGUCAACUUUAAACUCCAGAGCUCAAACGACACAAGACAGUAGGGAAGAAGACAGACAAGAUGAAAGUAGUAAUAAAAAAACUGUGGGUCCUCGUACAAGAAUUAGCUCUUCCUUUGCUGAAAGAUUUCCUUGGCUAGCAAGUCACUAUCCAGGCAGAUUUACCUCGAGUUCAAGGACUUCAUAUCCCAGACAGGAUGCCAGGACUCCUUUAACAAGGGUAUCAUCUUCUGUUGGUGCUGAGAGACCACUCUUAAGAAAGACACCAACUAGGGUGUCUGGGGAAGCUGGAGAUUCAAGAGUUCCUUUAAAGCAAGAGACCACUGAAGAUCUGAAGGUCACAUCCAGACCUGAUUCAAUGAAAAAUAGUGUUGUACUGAACUCUGGGAAGUCUUCUUUGCCGAAUCAACAUGCCAUAACUGGUGACACCAGAAAUCCAACAACAGUUUCUUCCUCUGAAACAUUAAUGUCUUCAAAUUCUGGCUCCCUUUCGCUUGAGAAAUCAAGUGUAUUGAGAGACUUCAGUGAGGUCACCCAUAAAGAAAUAUCUAAGAGUGGAGAUAAUAUGAGGGAAAAUGUUGAUACACUGAGUACAGAGAGGAAAGGGAAACUUACAGAUCUAACAUCUGUCCAGACAAAUCCUGCUUCACCAUCUGUCCAUAGACAUGAAGAAAACAAUGAGAGCGUGGCUACAAAAGAAACUUUGUCCAGGGCAAGGGCCGGAACUUCUACUGGAAUAAGUCCAAGUAUUCGUCGUCCUGGCAUAGGAACGAAUGGAAGGGUACGGUCUUCUCUGUUAGCCAACAGGCAGCUUGCUGGAUCAAGGCUUUCUGUCAGACCACAGCUAGUGCAGAACUCUCGGCUUGGCGGGUCAACACCCGACUCAUCUUCAACUUCUUCCUUAAACAUGCCCAAACCUGUCCUUACCUCUGCCAGUGACGCUGAUCAUGAUGCUACUGUGAAAGAUACAGAAGUAACUGGUGGAAACACACAUUCCGGAUCGUCUUUACCUUCAUCCAGAAACACCUUUAGGAAUCAAGGGAGUAGGACUCGCUAUCCCAUAGUUAGAGGGAGCCCAAACAAUGGAGGACGAUUCAAGCCAGGCAAUGGAAAUGGUAGAAAUGGAAAGCCCAAUCUGACAGCAAUGAAUGGAAAAGACACCACUUCCUCUCAUGGAAGCAAUAAGGCUGUUGGACAAAAGUUCAUCACUGGGCCUGAUGGAACCAGAUGGGUGGUUGACUUGGAGAAAGGUGUUCUUAUGAACCAAGAUGGGCAGGUUCUUCAGGACUCACAAGGCAAAGCCAAGAGAGUUGUCCUUGGAGAAGAUGGACGCACCAUUUUUGACCAUAUGGGUAGCCCCCUCGUAAGCCAGGAAGGUAUUGCUUUGUUCGGACAUGGGAGAGACAGCCAGCCUGUGGUCAACCCCAAAGACAAGGUCCUCAUGAUUGGAGGAAAACCUGUUCUUGGAUUGGAUGUGCUUCCUCCCAAAACUUCAACCACCACCACUACUUUGGCUCCCACUACCACAUUAGAACCAACCACAGAUUGGACCACUGAGGAUUUUAGCACUGCAUUGCCCUACCCAACCUGUCCACCAGGAACUUUCUCCAAAACAGAUGAAUUUGGAUAUCCAAUUCUUGAUCCAGAAGGAAUUUUGGACUGCUAUCCUGAAGAGGAAUCCUCAGGGAUGGAAAUGGAUCCUAUGCUUACAGUGGCCAUGAUGCCUGAUGCUUUAAAUCUUGACAAAGAUGAACUGUUGGUGCAAACCACCUUACCACCAACUACUACCACAAUUGCUACAACUACUACCACUACUACAGUGAUCCCAACUACAGAGCCACAAGUGAGGGUGUCCAACAGAGGUCCUGUAUCGGAGUUUGAUCUCAGCGGAAAGAAGCGCUUCACAGCUCCUUUUGUGAACUACAUCCAGAAGGACCCAGGUGCACCUUGCUCUUUAACGGAGGCUCUGGAGUACCUUCAAGUAGAUGUCCUGGAAAACUUGAUGGAGAAGGACCGCAUGGCAGUCAAUCAGAACCAGCCUCCAAAACACAAACCUCAAAACUUCACCGUGGUUGCCAUGGAAGGUUGUCACUCUUUUAUCAUCCUGGACUGGGACAAACCUCUGAAGGAUGAUAUGGUGUCAGGUUAUAUGGUCCACAGUGCUUCUUAUGACGACGUCCUCAACAACAGGUGGUCGUCCAAAAUCUCCAAUGGGACCCACCUGCCUGUGGAAAAUCUCAAGCCCAACUCCAGGUACUACUUCAAAGUGCAGGCCAAGAAUGUGUUUGGUUUGGGACCAUUCAGCGAGACAUUAACCUAUGUCACUGAAUCAGAUGAUCCUCUUCUCAUUGACAGACCACCUGGUGGAGAACCAAUCUGGAUUCCUUUUACCUUCAAGUAUAACCCAGUCCACAGCAGCUGUAAGGGCAGUCAGUAUGUCAAGCGGACGUGGUACAGAAAGUUUGUGGGUGUCGUUCUGUGUAACUCUCUACGCUACAAGAUCUUUAUGGGAGACGGCCUGAGAGAGCCUUUUUACAGUAUAGGAGAUACAUUGGGCCAAGGUGAAGACCACUGCCAGUUUGUGGACUCCCACAAGGACGGAAGAACGGGGCCAGCCUACCUCUCAGAAACUCUGCCUACAGCACAAGGAUAUUACCGUGCCUACAGACAGGAGCCAGUUACGUUUGGAGUCAUUGGCCGGCGUACAUCACAUCCAUUUGUGGGCUGGUAUGAAUGUGGGGUUCCCAUCCCUGGAAAGUGGUAACUCUGCUUGAAGAGGAGACAUUUUCCAUGAAGUUGAACAGCUCGGCAUCCUGCUACAGGCUCUCACCUGCUGGUUUUGUUCAUUAAAAACAGACUUUUACCAACAAGCACAAAAACACCACUAUAUUGUAAUAUUGCUUCAAAUAACAAAUACAAAUAUGUACUUUUAACUGCUAGGUAUAUUCCAUUACAAUGCACUUUUUAAUAUAAAACAGUCUGUAUAUGAGAGAAAAGAAGUUUGGUCUUGCUUAGCAUACUUGGUAUUACAAGUGUUCCUCUACUAUUAACAGAGACAGGUCCUUACCCAGUGUUAUUUAUCUCAUUGAUAACAAACCCACAUGUGGUAAAUCCGGUGACACUGGACCAAAACAGAAACUGCAAGAUAAACUGUACAAACAAGCACUAGAGAUGUGUAUAGGUCUGUUUAUUUUCUAUCUAUGGGAUUUGUAUUACGUAUUGUUAUGACUUUGUUUUAACUAUUUGUGUUCUACACCCAUCAUAUUGUUUUUAAUACCCCAUUUGUAUCGCUUUGAAAAUUUAAAUAUUACAAUGUAAGUUUUAUAUGUAUACGGACAAAGAAUAAAAGAUUAAUUAUGUGCUCAGGAAAUGUCAGACGUUGAAUAAAGGUGCUAUGACAAACAACUGCAAUCCAAAAACAACAGUUAUAUUAUGCUUCCUCUGCUACCAAAUUUUGAAACAUUACGUACUUUUACUUUCACAAUGCUUUUGAACAUGUGGGAAAGACAGGCAGUGCAGAAAAUCAAGUUAAAAUUAAAUUCAAUGCAGAGAUUAUUUCCUCUUAGGGGUGCACGGAUUGCAGUUUUCUGGCCAAUUGCCGAUCUUCAAAAGGCCUGACCUGAAAAUUUCGAUUUUCAUGGUUUUGUCUGAAAUGUUGCUAAAUAUGGCAAGAAACUUGAUCAGUUUGUAACAGUGGGUUGACUAUUGUUAACUGCAGACAUGCAGGCCUGACCUGAUAAGUGGAUUUGUCAGACAGAGCAAAAGAGGACACUGACUGGCUUUUAGACCUUUGUCGAGGAUUGGCUAAAUCAAUUCCACAUGUCUUGCUAUGAAUCUGAAGAGUCCUCUGACUGAAGACUGCUGAUUUUACCCAACGGUUUUAAAGUAAUGGGUCAUAAACAGCCGGCAGCUUAACUUCAUGGCGUGCUGAGGAGGUAGCUCAAUAAGGGAAACAAUGCCUCACACGUCACUUCUGCGGACGUUCAAACAUGAAAAAGAGCAUCAUCAGAAAAUGCUGCACAUUAAAAAGGCUGUGGGCAUAAUGUUGGCUGGA
Messenger RNA from Xiphophorus hellerii (green swordtail), 7061 nucleotides. It is a transcript of the gene fndc1, whose product is annotated as fibronectin type III domain containing 1. The record is from RefSeq and is a predicted model, not a curated record. Gene Ontology annotation, molecular function: protein binding. Lineage: Eukaryota; Metazoa; Chordata; Actinopteri; Cyprinodontiformes; Poeciliidae. Bases 258 to 5771 code for a protein of 1837 amino acids. The transcript has 22 exons.